This is a messenger RNA of Cornus florida, 399 nucleotides long. RefSeq lists its product as uncharacterized. The record is from RefSeq and is a predicted model, not a curated record. The transcript has a single exon. NCBI's taxonomy places the organism in Eukaryota, Viridiplantae, Streptophyta, Magnoliopsida, Cornales, Cornaceae. Bases 1 to 399 code for a protein of 132 amino acids.
AUGGAAUCACACAACCAUCUCUUCUUCAGCUGUCCCUAUGUUAAACCCUUGUGGAACUUUCUGCAAGCACGUUGUGGGUUCUACAUCUUGCCCUCAAAUUGGUCUGAAUUAGUACAUUGGGCUGCUCAUCACUGGCGAGGCAACAAUCAAGCUCAGUGUAAUUCUGUAUCCAAAUUUGCUCUCUCUUCUCUGGUUUAUAAUGUGUGGACUGAACGAAACAAGAGGCUUUUCAAGAAGAAGAGGCUAUCAGCUAAUUCACUACUUCAUAUGACAUUAGAACCUGUUCGAUUGAAGCUCAUGUCCUCAACAUUUACUGAAUCAAUCCACACCAGACGGCUUACUGUGGAAUGGGAUCUUCCAUCCUGCGUUCUAAGGCCACCACCAGAGCCUCCAGAUUGA